This is a messenger RNA of Armigeres subalbatus, 1990 nucleotides long. RefSeq lists its product as uncharacterized. Lineage: Eukaryota; Metazoa; Arthropoda; Insecta; Diptera; Culicidae. The transcript has 7 exons. The record is from RefSeq and is a predicted model, not a curated record. The coding region runs from base 56 to 1345 and encodes 429 amino acids.
UGAUGCCUGUGAUGAAAACCCAGAGCUACGUAAACUGAUCGUCGAUAAUUGGCAAAUGGAUUCAUCAAUCUAUUCUAUUUUGAUCGGACAUGGUGUGACGGUGGAAUAUCUUGCACUCAUUGACGAAGUGGCCUUGGCAGAUAUUUUCUCAGUCGCGAAGUGGACAGGCCAUAAGCACGCUCUCAGGAGAAAGUUACAGCUGUGGGAAAAAAGUGCUAUGUUUCAGGUAGAUCCGGUGAUCAAAAAUUCACCCAUCGUUAGCAACCCUGGUCCAUCACAAACACAAGUUCUCGCAUCAGCACCCCAAUAUCCUCUUCUGCCUACAUCAGUUACUCUGAAUCUUCUGGAGGACAUUCUCGGAAGGAACGAAAAAGGGAAGAUUGUGACACAGUUUUAUAAAACUCAUCAGCGACUAGACACUCAACAUAGGAAGUACUUGGCACACACCGUAGUCGACUAUUACAUUGCGAAUGGCAAUUAUUUCCCGAUACCAGAUAUGGCACGAUUUUCACAAUGCAUCGCAGAGAAAUUUCCACCAGAGCUACCAGAAGUGUACUUCAAUCCACGGAACGCAGCGAUAAACAAAAAGCAUCCAACUGGGAUUCUCUAUGAUCGGUUCCACAACCGGAACAAAAAGCAUCAGCUGCUAAGCAAACUGGAGCAGAAAAAUACCACCGUCGAUUAUUGGAAAAUCUUCAAGGCCAAGGCUUUGACUUUGACAAGUGAAGAAAUCAAAAAACAAAAUUCGUUUAAAUCAUGGCUCCGAAAUAAUCAACAACCCUCCGAAAAAGUAGUAGAUCAUUGGCGAGAAUCGUUUUUACUGCGCGUUAGAGAAAUUGUGGGAGAGACAGAUCCAGAUAAGGGGCAGCUGGUGGCUGAAUGGCCAAGAUUGGCUGAUGAAAACGGUUACCUACUGAUUGACGCCGACUUCGAGGCUAUCUACCGAAACUCAACCGGGUCUUCUAUUUUCGAGGAAUGGGAUGGUUUUAUUCCUCGCUUUCUGGAAUACGUUCAACUGAAUGGCUUGAAGGAUGACUAUUCUCGUCAACUGCUGAUACAACUGGAGGAGGAAGUUGUCCCUAAAGAUACUCGUGACUUCAUUUGCUGUACUAUUUUCCAUGGUCUUGUUAAGCCCGUACGGACAUCAUUGCGAAAGUUACCAAGCAUCCUUCAAGCACAAACUGACAUGUGCUAUGCAUGUGCAACUUACGAAGAGUUUCUCGAAGCAGUGAGCUCAUUGCGUAACGAGCUUUUCUCGGAUAAAAUUCCUUUCACUCCUCGCAUAUAUGUUGUUGGUCAAGUUGGUGAGUUCACUGGAUUCUACGUAGUUACUUCAAAACUUUAGUACCAGCUGCCGACAUUCCUCCGGUGCGUCGAUCUAAUAGUUAAAAUUAAAUUUACCCUCAACUACGAAUUUCCCGAGAGCUGCGAGUUGUUUUGGUGUUUCAUCGCCAAACACUUCUACAAGCUUGAUUUCUCGCGUAAGGCGAAGAAUAGCCAACUGCUCCAGCUCUUUGCGCACUUGGGAAACAACUUGCCAUCAUGAAUUGUCAUCUGUGUCAAGCCUCUUACGAAUCAGUUCAACACAUUUUUGACCACCUGGCAAUAUACCACAGUACUCCGACAGUCUUCAAGUACAUGUGCACAGCAUGUGUACCAUCAGCAUCGUUCCAGAACCUCCAUCGUUUUAAACGUCACGUCAACAUGAAACAUCUCGAUUUAUUCAAACCGGUCGCUGCUGAGCGAAAUCCCAAUCAAACACCAUCGAGUAUCGCUAACCACGAUCUGGCGGAACUCGAUAUCGAUAUGGAAGAGUGCCGUGAAAUGCCGCAUACAAACAAGGACCCUGAAAUACAGAAUAUGGAAGACCAAAAGAAAAAUCAAAUAUGUGAUAAAGAUAUACUAGAUAUAAGAAAUACUCUAAGAGAAAAGUUUUUAAAUUUUACUUUAAGCCUACAUGAUAAGUCCAAUUACACAAGGAAAGAUGUAA